AUGCAUUUCGGCCUCGCUGUACAAAAUCUGGUGGACCAUCUCAAAGCAGCGGGUCAACACAAUAAUUUUUCGAACCCAGUUCUCCUACAGGAGCUGGUAGAGAAGUUGCCUGGUUCAUUAAGGCUCGACUGGGCGAUUUAUAAGAAUCAACACCAACCAACAACGCUUGGCGUUUUCGGCGAUUUCAUGUCGGGGCUAGUGACAGCCGCAAGUGAAGUCUCGUUCACCCAUCCGGAACCUAGUACUCUCCAGAAAUUUGCAUUGCAGUCGGAUAUCCGAGCUAACCGACAGAAAAGUGGAAAAACUGGUAUUUUUCAAGCACAUUCCACUGAACAAGCUGAAGGUGCCGCGUCCAAUAGCGCUUCAACCGAGCCUAAACCGUAUAAACAGUGUCUAUCGUGUGGCCGAGCGGGCCAUCGUGUAGCCGAAUGUGAACAAUUCAGCGACGCCAGCAUCGACGAACGCUGGAAGCUGGUUCAGCAGAAGGGGCUUUGUCGAACAUGCCUUAACAGUCACGGUAAAUGGCCGUGUCGCUCAUGGCAUGGUUGUGGUAUACCAGAAUGUCGUCAGCGGCACCACACACUUCUUCAUUCGUUCACUACUCAUGAAAGAGUGAAUAUUUCGUCUAGCUAUGUAACAUCCGGAAACCUCCAGUGGCCCCUUUUUCGCAUCCUCCCAGUUACCCUCUACGGUCCCAAUACAUCUCAAACUAUUUACGCCUUUAUUGACGAAGGCUCAUCAUAUACACUCCUUGAUGAAUCGGUAGCAGACCGACUAAACGUCAGUGGCAAACUUGAGCCGCUUACCUUGAAGUGGACUGGGAACGUAACGAGGGUAGAGCCAAAAUCGCGAUGUGUGUGCCUCAGCAUCUCGGGUAAAAACAACAAAUCCCGAUAUACACUCUCUCAGACUCGUACGGUGAGUCGACUUGUGCUACCUACUCAAAGUCUAAAAUAUGAAGACCUCGCAAAUCGUUAUCCUCAUCUAUGGGAGCUUCCGGUUGAAGCCUACGAACUAGUACGUCCUCAAAUCCUCAUUGGUCUGGACAAUUUGCGCCUGUGCGUUCCACUAAAGCUGCGUGAAGGUGGAUUAAGGGAUCCAAUCGGAGCGAAAUGCAGACUGGGAUGGAGCAUUUACGGGUGCGUUCCUAACUCACCAAAUCAAUCAGCGAUCCUCGGCCUUCAUAUUGGGGCAGUAUCCGAUUCGGAUCGUGAACUGAACGAACAGCUUCGCGAUUAUUUUACUCUGGAAGACAUCGGAGUAGUUGGGCUUCGUGAGCCGCUGGAGUCAACAGACGAAAAACGCGCAAGACAGCUUUUAGAGGAAACAACUCGACGUACACCAUCCGGAUUGUCAUUUGAAACGGGGCUAUUGUGGAAGACCGACAGCACGAGCUUUCCUGACAGCUAUCCAAUGGCCGUCCGACGACUGGAGUCCUUAGAACGGCGGCUUCAGCGAGAACCGGAACUAAAAAAUCGCGUACAGGAGAUGAUUACGGAAUAUGAGCGGAAGGGAUAUAUACAUAAGGCUAGCUUGACGGAGUUGACUUCGGUUGAACCAAAUCGCGUCUGGUAUCUUCCCCUGGGUGUAGUUAUUAACCCUAAAAAGCCUGCGAAGAUUAGAUUGAUCUGGGACGCUGCUGCAAAGGUGGGUGACGUAUCGCUCAACUGUAAAUUACUUAAGGGGCCAGAUCUAUUGAUACCUCUCCCGAAAGUCUUGUCUCAAUUCCGUCAAUAUCCGGUGGCUGUGUGUGGUGACUUGAUGGAGAUGUUUCACCAGUUUAAGAUUCGACAUCCAGACUGUCAUUCGCAACGUUUCCUGUCCCGAAAAAGGCCAACUGACCCCCCGCAAGUUUACGUCAUGGAUGUGGGCACCUUUGGAUCAACCUGUUCGCCGGCCUCAGCACAAUACAUCAAAAAUCUUAACGCAAAAGAAUCCGUCGAAGAAUACCCGCGUGCCGCGGGAGCUAUCAUCGACAGACACUACGUCGACGACUACUUGGACAGCUUCGAGACCAUUCCAGAGGCGAUCGACGUAGUGAAUGAGGUCCAACCGGUGCACUCUAAAGGAGGCUUCACUCUUCGUCGAUUUUUAUCAAAUGAAAUUAAGGUCCUGCAAGGAAUCGGCGAGAUUACUGAAGAAGAAUUCAAAAGUUUGGACCUGGAACGAGGUGAGAAAACUGAGUCGGUAUUGGGCAUGAAAUGGAUCCCGCGAGACGAUCUAUUUGUCUACACUUUCGGGGACAGGGAAGAUCUGCAACAGAUUCUACGCCAAGAUCAUGUUCCCUCGAAACGUGAGGUUGCCAUACUAGUCAUGAGCCUGUUCGACCCACUUGGCUUCAUUGCAUUUUACCUCGUCACCGGUAAAAUGCUCAUUCAGGAGCUCUGGUCCAAAGGGACAGGAUGGAACCAACGAAUACCACAAGAUAUUAACAAACGCUGGCGACUGUGGGCAGAUCAGCUUCAUAAUCUCGACUCGAUACGUAUACCACGCUGCUACUUCUCCUCGUCUCUUCAGAACGGCUUCGAACAUCUACAAAUCCAUCUAUUCGUAGUAUACUUCCGCUUGAAGACGGCAACCGGCGUGCAAAUCGCACUAGCAGGAGCGAAAACCAAAGUAGCCCCCGAAGAAACACUCGUGAAGACUGCUCAAGGUGAAUUCUAUGCGGACGAAAUCAACACUCUCUACAAAACUCGAGGCUCGCCCAAUGAACGCCAUCCCACCAUGAACAAAUCCAGUACUAUAUACACUAGGAGCCCAUUUAUGGAUGAGAAAGGGGUCAUCCGGUGCCGCGGCCGUAUCGGUGCUGCGCCAUAUGCCCCGAUGGAAGCUAAGUUCCCAAUCAUCCUUCCUAGACAACAUCAAAUAACCUUCCUCAUUGUAGACUGGUACCACCGCCGCUUUCGCCACGCCAAUCGAGAGACCAUUUUCAACGAGAUUCGUCAACGUUUCGAGAUAGCUGCUCUCAGACGUCUACUAGAUAAAGUCCAACGUGCGUGUCUACACUGCCGCAUAGCGAAAGCAAAUCCAAGUCCACCAGCGAUGGCACCUCUUCCUGAGACCCGUUUGACUGCUUUCCUGCAUCCGUUUACUUUCACCGGAUUGGACUACUUUGGACCAUUAAUUGUAAGAGUAGACGGCCGCGUAGCGCUCGAAGCAGCUGGAAAAUGGCUAGAUGCAUUGCCGAUGAUUUCUGGCGAAGAUGGCUCAAAGAGUACCUUCCGACAAUUACUAGAAGAGGCAAGUGGUUCGAAGAUGUAA
Molecule: messenger RNA, 3261 nt
Organism: Toxorhynchites rutilus septentrionalis
Lineage: Eukaryota; Metazoa; Arthropoda; Insecta; Diptera; Culicidae
Exons: 1
Coding region: 1-3261 (1086 amino acids)
Molecular function (GO): nucleic acid binding; zinc ion binding
Source: RefSeq, a predicted model, not a curated record